Rattus norvegicus (Norway rat) is the source of this 7041-nucleotide messenger RNA. RefSeq names its product platelet derived growth factor receptor alpha (gene Pdgfra). The record is from RefSeq and is a predicted model, not a curated record. NCBI's taxonomy places the organism in Eukaryota, Metazoa, Chordata, Mammalia, Rodentia, Muridae. Gene Ontology annotation, molecular function: ATP binding; platelet-derived growth factor alpha-receptor activity; protein kinase activity. Gene Ontology annotation, cellular component: cilium; plasma membrane; Golgi apparatus. Gene Ontology annotation, biological process: male gonad development; positive regulation of multicellular organismal process; response to stress.
CGGGGCAACAAAGGGGCAAGGUGGGCACUCCGGACCCAAAUCCACAGAACUUGGUCCAGCCUUCGGCGCUGGCGGCUGCGAGCGACGGGGCCUGGCCUGCAGGAGGCGCUGUUGUUCGCCUGUAACCCUAAACCUGGCCCCCUCCCUCCACCCUGCCCAGUCUCCUCUCAGGUCGCAGUUGAAAACAAUGCAAACGCUGAGCCUAGAGCCUGGGGCGCGGCGGCUGCGGCAGCCCUGAGCAGGGAGGAUAGGGGCUUGGGCUUGGGCUUGAUCACCGAGUAGAUCCGUGUCUCCUCGCAGCAGUGGCGAUCUUCUUGGCGCGGGGGGUGUUGAGGGAGACAGAGGUAGAGAGGGUGUGUGUGUGUGUGUGUGUGUGUGUGUGUGUGUGUGUGUGUGUGUGUGUGUGUGUGUGAGAGAGAGAGAGAGAGAGAGAGAGAGAGAGAGAGAGAGAGAGAGAGAGCGCAGACGCAGAUAGACAGGCAGACAGAUAGACAGACACAGUCACAGACACAGACACAGAGAGACACCCAGAGAGAAGGGGGUGGUCGGGAUCCUCAGUGUGCUAGUGCGGAACCUCCAGGAGAAUCGGUCCCAGGGCGCGCAGCGUUAUAGGGGACCUGGAGCCUGAGCGACGCCGGAGCCAGCGGUUCUCAGGAGCGAUGGGGACCUCCCAGGCCUUUCUGGUCCUCAGCUGUCUCCUCACAGGGCCGAGCCUCAUCGUCUGCCAGCUCUUAUUACCCUCCAUCCUUCCAAAUGAGAAUGAGAAGAUUGUGCCGCUGAGUUCGUCCUUCUCUCUGAGAUGCUUCGGGGAGAGCGAAGUGAGCUGGCAGCACCCCAUGUCUGAAGAAGAGGACCCCAACGUGGAAAUCAGAACCGAGGAGAACAACAGUAGCCUCUUUGUCACGGUGCUGGAAGUGGUCAACGCCUCAGCGGCCCACACCGGAUGGUACACUUGCUAUUACAACCACACUCAGACAGAAGAGAGUGAGAUCGAAGGCAGGCACAUUUAUAUCUAUGUACCAGACCCAGACAUGGCCUUCGUGCCUCUCGGCAUGACGGAUUCUUUAGUCAUUGUGGAAGAGGACGAUUCUGCCAUCAUACCCUGCCGCACCACGGAUCCAGACACUGAAGUAACCUUGCACAAUAACGGGAGGCUGGUGCCUGCCUCCUACGACAGCAGGCAGGGCUUCAACGGAACCUUCAGUGUGGGGCCUUACAUCUGUGAGGCCACCGUCAGAGGGAGGACGUUCAAGACCAGCGAGUUUAACGUUUAUGCCUUGAAAGCCACGUCAGAACUGAAUCUGGAGAUGGACACACGCCAGACUGUGUAUAAGGCAGGAGAAACGAUCGUGGUGACCUGCGCCGUCUUUAACAAUGAGGUGGUUGACCUGCAGUGGACUUACCCUGGAGAGGUGAGAAACAAAGGCAUCACCAUGCUGGAGGAGAUCAAACUCCCGUCCAUCAAACUGGUGUACACGCUGACCGUCCCCAAGGCCACGGUGAAGGACAGUGGAGAUUAUGAAUGUGCUGCCCGCCAGGCCACGAAAGAGGUCAAGGAAAUGAAGACAGUCACCAUUUCUGUUCACGAGAAAGGCUUCGUCCAGAUCAGGCCCACCUUUGGCCAUCUGGAAACUGUGAACCUGCAUCAGGUCAGAGAGUUCGUGGUGGAGGUGCAGGCCUACCCGACCCCCAGGAUAUCCUGGCUGAAGGACAACUUGACCCUGAUUGAGAAUCUCACUGAGAUCACCACCGAUGUGCAGAGGAGCCAGGAGACGAGGUAUCAAAGCAAAUUAAAGCUGAUCCGGGCUAAGGAAGAAGACAGCGGCCAUUAUACCAUUAUAGUUCAGAAUGACGACGACAUGAAGAGCUACACGUUUGAGCUGUCAACUCUAGUUCCUGCCUCCAUUCUGGAGCUUGUGGAUGACCACCAUGGCUCUGGCGGGGGACAGACUGUGAGGUGCACGGCUGAAGGCACCCCUCUUCCGAACAUCGAGUGGAUGAUCUGCAAGGAUAUUAAGAAAUGUAAUAAUGACACUUCAUGGACAGUUUUGGCCAGCAACGUCUCGAAUAUUAUCACGGAGUUCCACCAGCGAGGCAGGAGUACAGUGGAGGGACGAGUGUCCUUCGCCAAGGUGGAAGAGACCAUCGCAGUUCGGUGCUUGGCAAAGAACGACCUUGGCAUUGGGAACAGAGAGCUGAAGCUGGUGGCUCCCACCCUGCGAUCUGAGCUCACGGUGGCGGCCGCGGUGCUGGUGCUGUUGGUGAUUGUCAUUGUCUCUCUCAUUGUCCUGGUUGUCAUUUGGAAGCAGAAACCACGGUAUGAAAUUCGAUGGAGGGUCAUUGAGUCAAUCAGCCCUGAUGGACAUGAGUAUAUUUAUGUGGACCCCAUGCAGCUGCCUUACGACUCCAGAUGGGAGUUCCCGAGAGAUGGACUAGUGCUUGGUCGGAUCUUGGGAUCCGGUGCAUUUGGGAAAGUGGUUGAAGGCACAGCUUAUGGAUUAAGCCGGUCCCAGCCUGUAAUGAAGGUGGCUGUGAAGAUGCUCAAACCCACAGCCAGGUCUAGUGAGAAGCAAGCUCUCAUGUCUGAGCUGAAGAUAAUGACUCACUUGGGACCGCAUCUGAACAUUGUGAAUUUGCUGGGAGCCUGCACCAAGUCAGGCCCCAUUUACAUCAUCACAGAAUACUGCUUCUAUGGGGAUUUGGUCAAUUACCUGCAUAAGAACAGAGAUAGCUUCAUGAGCCGACACCCAGAGAAGCCAAAGAAAGACCUGGACAUCUUUGGAUUGAAUCCUGCAGAUGAGAGUACCAGGAGUUACGUGAUUUUAUCUUUUGAAAACAAUGGUGACUACGUGGACAUGAAGCAGGCUGACACCACACAGUACGUGCCAAUGCUGGAAAGGAAGGAGGUUUCCAAAUACUCCGACAUCCAGAGAUCGCUGUACGAUCGGCCGGCCUCCUAUAAGAAGAAAUCCAUGCUAGACUCAGAAGCUAAAAACCUCCUUUCGGAUGAUGACUCCGAGGGUCUGACUUUGCUGGACCUACUAAGCUUCACCUACCAAGUGGCCCGAGGGAUGGAAUUUUUGGCUUCGAAAAAUUGUGUCCACCGGGACCUGGCUGCCCGCAACGUCCUUCUGGCGCAGGGGAAAAUCGUGAAGAUCUGUGACUUCGGGCUGGCCAGAGACAUCAUGCACGAUUCUAACUACGUGUCAAAGGGCAGCACUUUCCUGCCUGUGAAGUGGAUGGCACCUGAGAGCAUUUUUGACAACCUCUACACCACGCUGAGUGACGUCUGGUCUUAUGGCGUUCUGCUCUGGGAAAUAUUCUCCCUUGGUGGCACACCCUACCCUGGCAUGAUGGUUGAUUCUACUUUCUACAAUAAGAUCAAGAGCGGAUACAGGAUGGCCAAACCCGACCAUGCCACCAGUGAAGUCUAUGAGAUUAUGGUGCAGUGCUGGAACAGUGAACCCGAAAAGAGACCCUCCUUCUACCACCUCAGCGAGAUAGUGGAGAAUCUGCUGCCUGGACAGUACAAAAAGAGUUAUGAAAAGAUUCACCUGGACUUCCUAAAGAGUGACCAUCCGGCUGUGGCACGCAUGCGUGUGGACUCUGACAACGCGUACAUCGGUGUCACUUACAAAAAUGAAGAGGACAAGCUGAAGGAAUGGGAAGGUGGCCUGGAUGAACAGAGAUUGAGCGCAGAUAGUGGCUACAUCAUUCCCCUGCCAGACAUUGACCCUGUUCCAGAGGAGGAAGACCUGGGCAAGAGGAACAGACACAGCUCGCAGACUUCGGAAGAGAGCGCCAUCGAGACGGGUUCCAGUAGUUCCACUUUCAUCAAGAGAGAGGACGAGACCAUUGAGGACAUCGACAUGAUGGAUGAUAUUGGCAUAGAUUCCUCAGACCUGGUGGAGGACAGCUUCCUGUAACUGGCAGGCUCGGAGUGUCUAUCAUCUUCUCUGGGAGCCUCCUCGGGAUCCCCUUAAGAAAACCACUUCAUUGCAAUGCAAAGGUUGAGACUUGGGUGAUGUGGAGACAGAAGUUCCCGGCCAAGGGUCUUGGGAAGCCUCUGUGAAUGACUGGGAUACUCGGAUCGAACGUUGUCCAUGCUGCCCCUUGCAAUCCGUCAGUAGCAUCUCAGCGGCGUGUGAGGUUUGGAAAUGGACGGACAAGGGAGUGACUGGCCACAGAAGACGGGCUUUGUGUUUCCGGGGCAUUGGUGAGAUUCCCACACGCGCAACUUGUACUGCAGACAACUCCAGCAUUGUAAUUAUGUAAAUAACCCUAGCCGAGGACGUGUUAGAUCUGUGUUAACCCUCCUCUCUGGACCUCUGAAGAGACCACUCAGUACAUCCGUGUGCUUCCUUCCCUCUUGGAAUCCGGUACCAGCUGCUGUUGAAUUUUCUCCUGAAGUACAUGCAAAACCACUUUGAACUUUGGAAGGUACUGGAACUGUUGUGUUUUACUGUCUUAUUAGUGUUAAAGAGGCAAAAGAUAAAAGACUAACCAACCUUGAGUAGUAGAUUUGGGUCUCUUAGGAGCCCAAGAACGAACGCCUCUGUAUCUUGUAAUCUAUACAUAUAACACCACUACUGUUAACAAGAAUGCUAAAGAUGUAAUCCCUAACCUGAUUUCUUUACAGAGAAAGCACAAUUAAUUAGAACAAAACCCUUACUAAGUAGAUGACGAGUUUGGCAGUUUUUUUUUUAACAUUUAUAUUAAGUAACAUGUUUCUCAAUAAAAUAUAAUAGGUUUAGUGGUUUAAAGUUAGCAAGCCCUAGAGAGCAGAGUGUAAGUAGUGUUGUCCAGAAAGGCCAACCUUUUGUUGUAGUGUUCUAAGCUGUUUCCCUAAUCCAAGGCCCUAAGAACAGUUAAUCGCCUCUGAGUUACUGGGAUUAGAAAUAAGCAAAACAGAACCCCCGGGUGUCCUAAAUGUUCUUAGUAGAAAGGCUUAAGUCUGAGCCCAGUGUGACUUCUCAUGCUGUGUGUGACCUUGUGGAAAAGAACCGUCCACAAAAAGGACUCCGGUGGGCAGAAGUAUCUUUUGUGGCCAGUGAUGACUUGGAUGGAUCCCACCCAUACUUACCUUUUAAAUCUAUGACCUCUUAAGGAUGCGUCAACAUCAGCGCCUCACUUUUCCUCUCUUGUCUCAAAGAGAAAGAGCUGGGAACCCUGAAACCACAAUGGUGCUGUUGAUUGCAAGGCUAUGUGGGCGUGAACUGGCUCCUUCAUUCCCACCGUUUGCAACUAGGGUCACAAGCCUCAGUGGUUUCAGACCUCCGCCCCAGAGAUCUGGAAUUACGAGGUCUGACGGGAGCAAGAAGCUAUAUUAUGUUUUAAUUAACUCCUUGGCGCUCUUGAGGAGUCAGUGUUCAGAAACGCUGGCUUGGGUUACAGGGGUUUGCUGCGGGUGGGGCAGGGCAGCCUUGAAAAUUGGAACUGAGCUAGAAGUCGACCACGCAGGAAGGCUACUAUUUUUAAGUCCUUGGCUUCAUGUCAAUGCCACGUAUCCAGCAAUUCCUGCCCUUGAUUUAACCUUCCAGGCUUAGCCGAGGCUGAGAAAACAAGAUCUUGGCUUGGGCACAUCUUCCAGUUCUAGUCAGCGUGGGUACCACUUCCCACCGGAUGGAGGACCUGAGCUCGCUCACCUCAAAGAGGGCCCACAAAUGGUGCAAGCCCGUGUGCCAGGUCUGUGUCUAACCAGCUCCGGAACCGGUGGGGAAGAUAAAAAGGUUUCUGGAUUUGGGGGCUUUAGGUGGGAGGCUAUCACAAGCAUCCAAACUGCCAAACUGGUUAGUGUGGGUUCAUUGGCAUUCUCUGCAAUGUGUCUAAUUGCUGACUCUGUAUGAAUGAAACAUGGGGUAUGAUUAACUGCAAUCACUGUAUGCACUUCCAGCAGGUGAUGCUUUGGAAGGCGCAGAAGCAAUAACAAGGUACUUGACUACCUACUGGCAUAAUCUCAAUGCAAACCCCAACUUUCCCCCUCUCACAGUCAGUGUGAGGACUGAGCCAGAUUGGCCAAUUGAGAAGCAAAAACCUGACUAGAUUCUUUUGAGCCAAUUAGACUUGAAAUACGCCCAUGUUUCUAGACUCGCAGCUCAAGUGGUCUGUUUACCACGCGUUUGCACAGCCUUGGUUUUGUUGCUUCCUUUUACUCUAAUGUCUGUCACUUGGGACCUUGCAUGACAAUUUGAGGUUGGAGGAAGCUUCUCAGACCGACAGUUUUCCCAUCCCUACCAGUACUUGCCUCUGAGAUUAAAUGGGAUUGCAUUCGUUUUGUUUUCUGAGACAGGGCCUCUCUAUGUAGCCCUGGCUGCCCUGGAACUCACUGUGUAAACCAGGCUGGCCUUGAACUCCCAGAGAUCCAUUGUCUCUGUCCCCCCAGGGCUGGGAUUGCUGGUGUGUACCACCACACUCAGCAGGGAUACAUUUUUAUUUUCAAACAGUGUUUUGACUGUAUCCUGGUUUCUUUUUGGCCUCCUGCAGAGUCCCUGGAAGGAAAUUUACCAAUUUUCUCUGCUUUCUAUUCUUAUUUUUAUGAUGACAAUCAAAGCUGGCCCGAAGAACACAAUUUGUGACUUUUUUUUUUUAAAUAAUCAGUGAUGUCCUUAAAAUGUGGUCUGCCAACCUGUACAAAAUGGUCCUAUAUUUUUGAAGAGGGACGUGAGAUAAAAUGAUGUUAUACAUCGAUAUGUAUAUAUCUGUUGCUAUGUAGACUUGGAGAAUACUGCCAAAACGUGUAUGACAAGCUGUAUCACUGCCUUUGUUUAUAUUUUUUUAACUGUGAUAUUCCCCACAGGCACGUUAACUGUUGCACUUUUGAAUGUCCAAAAUUUAUAUUUUAGAAGGAAUAAAGAGAAAAAUACUUACAUGUUCCCAACAUGGUGGUGUGGUAAAUGUGUGAGAGCAACUCCAUAGAGAGGGUCUUCCAAUCCAAGAUGGCUUCCAGAUACCCGUGUUCAUGUUUUGUUUAAAAAAAAAAGAAGUGUAAAUGGAGAUCUUUAUAUUUCAAUAAAUGAUUUAUGAUAUAUGAUUUUAAAGUUA